Saprolegnia diclina VS20 is the source of this 1722-nucleotide messenger RNA. RefSeq lists its product as hypothetical. Lineage: Eukaryota; Oomycota; Saprolegniomycetes; Saprolegniales; Saprolegniaceae. Gene Ontology annotation, biological process: cristae formation. The transcript is spliced from 8 exons. The record is from RefSeq and is a predicted model, not a curated record. The coding region runs from base 1 to 1722 and encodes 573 amino acids.
AUGGCCGACGAACCGCUGCCCCGCGUCUGGUUCAAGGCGACGCCCGAGGUCGACUACUACGCAGCGCUCAACGUGAGCCGGAGUGCGACCGCGGACGAGGUGCGCAAGGCCUUCUUCGCGCUGAGCCGCGAGUUCCACCCGGACAAGACCAAGCACACGGACGAGGCGAACCAAGAGUACCCGCGCUUGGACCGCGCGUACAAGGUGCUUUCGUCGGCGCCAUUGCGCUUGGCCUACGACAACUACGGCGAGCGGGGCGUCUUGGCGCUUGAGGAGGACAAGACGGCCGACUGGACGCUCGGUACGUAUGUGGCCAAGGACGCCGACGUUGAGGAGCGCGUCCGCAUCUUGCUGCGCCGCUGGAACGAAAAGCAUAUCCAGGCGCAGUUCCUCUCGCAUACCGACUGCGAAGUGAGCAUUGACGCGACCGACUUUGUGCGCUUCCCGCUCUUCUCGCUGCGCCAGAUCUUCAACAAGGACCACCGCAUGCUCAGCAUCUCGCAAAUGGUCAUGCGCCAAUCGACCAACAUCCAAGUGUCGCCACACACCACGGUCGUGCUUGGCGGGUACCUCUACGACAAGGACGGCCUCGGCCUCGGCGCGCUCACGUGCGGCAUCAACUACGUGACGGCCGACCCAGCCGCGCUGCGGAUAUACCUCUCGUCCGAGAUGGGCUGGACGCCCAAGCUCAGCGUGCACCUCGAGCAACCCAUGUCGUCGACGACGUCGUGCUUUCUCAUGCCCGAGCUCACGACCGACGGCCUCGACAUGACGGUCGGUGUGCACCACGCGCUGCGUCUCUCGCCCACGCUGCCGCUGCAAGCGAGCAUGCUCUUUAGCAUCCAUGACGGUCUCAAGUCGAGCUUGCAGUACCAGGACGAGUCGAUGGAGGCCGGAACGUCGCUCGCGAUCCAGAACGACGGCCCGCAUCUUGGCGUGAACCUCAAGAAGCAAGUGACGUCCCACACGUCGGCCAAGGUCGGUGUCGAUGCAAGCCUCGGCAACGUCGGCAUGGUGCUCACGACCACGUCCCAAGUGUCGCGCCGGAGCCGCGUCAGCAUCGCCUUGCGUCUCGCGCUCCAAGGCAUCAACCUUCGCUUCGGACUCGCGCGGGGCAACGUGCGGUUUGCGAUUCCAAUCGCGAUCGCCCCGCUCUCGGCCGCGACGGCUUGGAACACGUUCUUUGCGGCGACGCUACCGUUUGUGCUCUCAGCCGUCGUGCGCCAAGUGCUUCGGCCGGCGCAAAAGCGCAAGCAACAGCGCCAAGUGCAGUCGGAACACGCCCGUCGCAUCUCGUACCUCAUGGAAGCCCGGCGCUGUGCGCUUGCGCAACAAACGCUCAUGGCCCGCACCGCCACGAAGGAGGCGACCGAGCACGGCAUUGAGAUUCUGGUCGCGCGCUACGGCAAGCACCCGACGACGGCGCAAGAUGGACUUCCGUCGUCGAUCGAAGAUGUCAACAUCGACGUGACAAUCCCGCUCCGCUUCUUCCUCCAGGACGGGUGCUUGCACCUCCAAGCCACGUCCAAGGCCGGCUUGCUCGGGUUCUACGACCCGUGCAUUGGUCUCUACGACCCGCAAGUGCCGACGAAUGGCCCGCAGCUGUACAUUCGGUACGCAUACGAUGGCAACGUGUACGAAGCGACGUUCCUCGACACCCAAGAAGUGGUGCUGCCGUCCGUGCAUGCCCAGCCCAUGGGUCCUGUCGGCCACGUCUUGUGA